Camelina sativa (false flax) is the source of this 1469-nucleotide messenger RNA. The record is from RefSeq and is a predicted model, not a curated record. NCBI's taxonomy places the organism in Eukaryota, Viridiplantae, Streptophyta, Magnoliopsida, Brassicales, Brassicaceae.
AUGAAGCAUAAGAAGAAGAGCAAGAAACGAGCUGAACCUGAACCCGAGUUACCGUCUACGCCCGAUUCUGGUAAAUUUUACAGCUUUACAUGGUUGAGGAUAAAGCUCUGGAAGAGUCUAGUUAGAGAGUCUGUUACUUACUCGGAGAGCGAUUCGGAUUCCUCAUGGGACAAAUUCGUAGGUGCCUUUUUGAAUUCACUAGUCUUCGUCGCUGCAAUCACUGUUGCAACGUUCGUUCUCGUCCUUCUCUUUUANGAAGAACUCAUCGCAAUCCUCACACCUGUCUCGAUUUGUAUGUUCACCGUUGUUCUACUUGUCUGUAUCCUAAACUCCGACCCUUCUUCUUCCUCCUCCGCCUCUUUCUCCUCCAUAGCCACCGCUGCUUACUCGGAGAGCGAUUCGGAUUCCUCAUGGGACAAAUUCGUAGGUGCCUUUUUGAAUUCACUCGUCUUCGUCGCUGCAAUCACUGUUGCAACGUUCGUUCUCGUCCUUCUCUUUUACCUCAGAUGUGUUAAAUUCUUGAAAUUUUACAUGGGUUUCUCAGCUUUCAUCGUUUUAGGGAACUUAGGUGGAGAAAUCUUAGUUUUAUUGAUCGAUCAUUUUAGAUUCCCGAUUGAUUGCAUCACGUUUCUGAUACUUUUAUUCAAUUUCUCCGUCAUUGGUGUCUUCGCUGUGUUCAUGUCCAAGUUUUCGAUUUUGGUCACUCAAGGCUACUUGGUUUGGAUUGGUGUUUUGGUUGCUUACUCCUUCACGUUAUUGCCUGAAUGGACUACUUGGGUUCUUCUCGUAGCUUUGGCACUUUAUGAUAUUGCUGCUGUGCUUUUACUUGUUGGUCUGUUACGUCUUCUUGUUGAAAUGGCUAUAUCUAGAGACGAAGAUAUCCCGGCUUUGGUUUACGAAGCACGCCCUGUGAUUCGAAAUGAUUCACGUUUGAUUCACAAUUGUAAUUGUUGUUUGUAUAACAACUUAUAAGUUGUAAUGAAGGCAGAAUAGAGACAGGAAUCUAGCUAAUGGUGCGAUUGCGAAUCUUGUGGAUGAAGUUGGUGGAGCGCUUGUACAAAUCCAAGGCUUACCUCCUUGUGUUCCUGUGGACAUGUCUAUUGCAUUCCUUUCUAAAGCCAAGCUCGGUCUCAUAGAAUCACAGGUUUCAACUAUUCAUACUGCCGUAGUGGUUUCAAGUGGCUUGGACUUGAUUGUUGAUGACUUGGAUGAUGAAGAAGAAGAUGAAGGUCCCAGUAAUCUAUGAGGACAAGGACAGUGAUGAAGAAGAAGGAGAAGGAAAAGAGGAAGCAAUGGAGACAGAUGAAGAGGCAGACAACUCAGCCGAUGAAGCAGCUGAUGGUGUGAAUGAUUUUGAAGGAUUUGACGACAUGAGCGAUUGAGAAGGCUCCUGAAAACAAAAGUUUUGUUUUUCUUUUUUUACAUUUUAUGUACAAUGUUUUUUUGUAAAUCUUUAUUCUAAGAACACC